Messenger RNA from Orbicella faveolata, 750 nucleotides. RefSeq lists its product as uncharacterized. NCBI's taxonomy places the organism in Eukaryota, Metazoa, Cnidaria, Anthozoa, Scleractinia, Merulinidae. The record is from RefSeq and is a predicted model, not a curated record.
ACUGGCACUCAUAAUUUCGAGCCUUCGACAAGACAUCAGAAGCCUGACUACUUCAGAGGGAAAAAUAUCAAUUCAACGAGAUGGCAAAGUUUCAAGUUGCUUUUUGUCUGCUCGUGGCCUUUACUGUUAUGCUCCAAGUGGAAGCCGGAUAUCUUUAUCCCCGAAAGGAGUUUGAUGCUGAGGCAUUAAUGGAUGAUCUGAGAGAUAUGGAUAUGGAUGACGUCGAUCGUUAUGAACUGAGCAAGAGGUCUUGUGCCGAUGACCCCUACUAUGCACCGAUAUGCAGAAUGUUCAGUGAAUCACACUGCAAUCGUAAAACUUUCUUCACUUCCACUCGAAAUUACAAUGACUUCCAUACAUGGUGUAGGCGAACAUGCCACGUGUGUUUUUAAAAUCUGACAGGAAGACGAGAAGACGACUGUGAUUUUAUCCUAGCAUGAAUUAACUGUAAAUCGAAUUUAGAUUUAGUAAUCGUUAGUGUCUGCACGUUCCUCCAAUUUCUCAGAAUUGCACAUAAACUGAAAAAGAAAUCUUGCAUGGAUUAAAAUAAAUAUGAAUAAUAUACACGUAGUAACGUUUUUUAGGGCAAUUAAGUAGUUCCACUGUAUUUUGGUAACUUUCGAGGAGCGUGGUUUGGUAGUCUUUCUACUGUAAAGUGCUUUGCCUUUGUUAAAUAAAAGGAAUAAAACAGUUACUAAUGUAACCUCACGAUAUUCGUUUCGUUUUAAUAAAAAAUUUCUCGAAAUUAAA